AUGCUUUGUCACGCGCUUCUCACCGCUGCGCUGGUCGCAGGCGCUGCAAGCAAACCCAUCACUGCCAGGUCUGGAACCUGCCAGACUGAGGGAGCACUACUCUGCAAUGCCGAUGGCAGCAAGUUCGCCAUUUGCAGCUGGGGUCAGGCAGUCUUCCAAGAUGUGGCCGCAGGAACAUUGUGUGUCUGCACCGCUCACGACAGCGAGCUCUGCACCAUCGCUGCAGCGGACUCGCAACCCCCAACUGCUCCAGCACCUCCACCAUCGCGUCCUCCACCGGUGCCCACCAGCAAGCCGGCUCCACCGGCUCCCUCCCACCCAGCGCCCGCGCCAAAACCAGCACCACCAGCGCAUUCAGGCGGCGCAUCCCACUACACGACCUUCCUGGGCAACGGCUCACCAUCCCAGGGCUGGCCAACCGUAUCCGACUGGCAAUCCUUCGACGACCUCUGGACGGCCAACGUCGAGACUAUGAAAUCAAGCUGCGCUCAAUUCGACCAGGAGGACAACUCUCCCGAAGAGAUCGCAGACCUCCGCGCCGCCAUCCUCUCGGAGUCCAGGUCAGCAGGCGUUGACCCCCGUUUUGCACUCGCAACCAUGAUGCAGGAGAGCGACGGCUGCGUACGCGUGUGGUCGACCAACUACGGAGUCAAUAAUCCAGGCCUCUUCCAGUCGCACAACGGCCAAGGAAGCUGCUUCAACAGGACGCCCUGUCCGAAGUCCGAGAUCGUUCAGAUGGUCAAGGAUGGUGUCUCCGGCACCGCUGAUGGACCACUCUUGAAGGGCGUCAUUGCUCAGGCUGAGGAUGAGGGCGACGAUGGCGUGCAGGCGAUGUACGCCGGCUUGAGGAUGUACAACAGUGGGAGUGUGGCGGCGAGCGGGAAUCUAGAGGAUGGGAUUGCGACGCAUUGCUAUUUUAGUGAUAUUGCGAAUCGGUUGACAGGGUGGAGCGAGGGGAGUACUGGUUGUACGCUUGAUGCGUAG
Messenger RNA from Saxophila tyrrhenica, 984 nucleotides. RefSeq lists its product as uncharacterized. The transcript has a single exon. The coding region runs from base 1 to 984 and encodes 327 amino acids. Gene Ontology annotation, biological process: chitin catabolic process. Lineage: Eukaryota; Fungi; Ascomycota; Dothideomycetes; Mycosphaerellales; Extremaceae. The record is from RefSeq and is a predicted model, not a curated record. Gene Ontology annotation, molecular function: chitin binding.